Theileria annulata is the source of this 1368-nucleotide messenger RNA. Its product is annotated as DEAD-box family (RNA) helicase, putative. The transcript is spliced from 11 exons. Lineage: Eukaryota; Apicomplexa; Aconoidasida; Piroplasmida; Theileriidae. Bases 1 to 1368 code for a protein of 455 amino acids. Gene Ontology annotation, molecular function: ATP binding; nucleic acid binding. The record is from RefSeq and is a predicted model, not a curated record.
AUGUUAUUUUAUAUUAUCACUGUAAUAUAUGGAUCAAUUAGUGUAUAUUCAUAUAUUAUAUCAGAUUCCAGAAUAAAGUAUGGAAAUAUUCCUAAUUACACACGAUUAGAGUCAGAUGAGAUUAUCCAGAAUUUAAAUCCUACGAUUUUGUCAAAUCUCGAAAAAAUAGGAAUCCAGAGUCUAAACCAAUUGCAAUACGAAUGUAUUCCAAAGAUUCUUGACGAUUACAUAAAGAAUGUGUGUAUUUUAUCGCAAACUGGCACCGGGAAAACACUAUCAUACUUGGUCCCAAUUGUACAAAUGAUUCUUAAUUCGGAAGAAGAAUCAACUUGUGUAGUUAUAGUCCCAAAUAGUAUUUUGAUGUAUCAAGUUUAUGAUGUUUUGAAUAACUUAACAAGCGGACUUAAUAUUAAAGUCAAGACUGUAGACGAUGUUGAAAAGGGAAAAGUACCAAACAUAGUCAUAUCAUCUCCAUUAAAAUUACUCAACAAAUUCAAAACGUAUUCCUUAAACUAUAAUUUUGAUGCUUUUAAAACUGUUAAAUACCUGGUCCUGGAUGAAGUUGACCAGUUAUUUGUUCAUAAACAGAUUAUAAUUGAGAUUCUCAAAAGGACUAAGAAUAGGUGUAAGACAAUUUUAUCGUCUAGUACAUUGCCAGAUUAUGGAACGAAAAGUGAUUCUAACACUGUAUCUAAAUUGUUUAAGAACUGUUCAUAUAUAAAGUCGCAAGACUUACAUAAGAUUCCUUCCAAAGUUUCACUUGAAUUCAUUAAUUACAAAGAUGAAGAUGAUAGAGGAAUGUUAAUUUUAUAUAGGUUUAAUAAAGUUGUUGAAUAUCUGUAUUCAAAUAAUGAUCGCAUGAUAAUUUACUGUAACAGUUCAGUAAAUUGUGAGAAAUUGUAUAACAAAUUGUCAAAUCUCGGGAAAAAUGUACACAUCCUGAACAAGAACAUUGAUCUUAUGGAACAGCUUUUGAUCCUGACUAGUUUAGACAAGAAGAUGAUUAUAUUGUCAACUGACCACAGUAGUCGAGGUGUUGACUUUAAGAAUAUUAAGACUGUUAUACAUUACGAUUUCCCAACCAACGUCGUUAAUUUUAUACACAGAACUGGUCGAGUUGGGAGACAUGGGAAUGAAGGCAAUUGUCUUGCCUUUUGGUCAGAGUCUGAUGAGUUUUUGAAAAAUCACAUUGAAAAUAAUUUAAAUUCGUUUGUUGAUUGUUUUAUUAUAUUUUUUAGACUUUCGAAGGUUUUUAGUAGGAAAAGAGGUCUUCGAAAGAAGUUUAAAAAGGCUCAAAAGUUACUAGAACCUACCCUGUCUCAAGAAAUUUCCAGUGAGUCUCAAGAAUAUUCUACUGAAUCUGUUUAA